AUGGUUAGGGAUGUGACUCGGAGAGAAGAUGUGGAGAAGGCACUAGACGGUGCAGACUGCGUUUUGCAUCUUGCUUCCUAUGGAAUGUCAGGGAAGGAGAUGCUACAGUUCGGGCGUUGCGACGAGGUUAACAUAAACGGGACCUGUAACGUCUUGGAAGCUGUGUUCAAGCACGAGAUCACAAGGCUCGUCUAUGUAAGCACUUACAACGUUGUGUUUGGUGGUAAGGAGAUUAGUAAUGGCAAUGAGAGGUUGCCGUAUUUCCCUCUUGAUGAUCAUGUCGACGCCUAUGGUCGAAGCAAAUCGAUUGCAGAACAGUUGGUCCUCAAGAGUAAUGGUCGACCGUUUAAGAAUGGUGGCAAGAAGUUGUACACUUGUGCAAUCCGUCCAGCAGCUAUCUAUGGACCUGGCGAAGACAGACAUCUUCCUAGGAUUGUUAAUCUUGCGAAGAUGGGUUUGCUUCUGUUCAAAACAGGUGAAUCUAGUGUCAAAACAGACUGGAUCUAUGUUGAGAAUCUUGUCCUAGCAAUCAUCUUGGCAAGCAUGGGACUCUUGGACGACAUUCCUGGAAGAGAAGGAGAUCCCGUCGCUGCUGGCCAACCGUAUUUCGUCUCUGAUGGUUCCCCGGUGAAUACAUUCGAGUUUCUACGCCCUUUUCUAAGAAGUUUAGACUACGACCUGCCCAAGUUUACAAUAUCUGUACCUGUUGCGCUGACCUUGGGUAAGAUCUUCCAAGGUUUCUACACUGUGCUAUAUCCAUGGCUAUCAAAGAGCUGGCUACCACAGCCUCUUAUACUUCCUGCUGAAGUCUACAAGGUCGGUGUUACACAUUAUUUCUCAUACCUCAAGGCCAAGGAAGAGCUUGGGUAUGUUCCAUUUAAGAGCUCCAGGGAAGGUAUGGCUGCGACAAUCUCAUACUGGCAGGAGAGGAAACGGAGAUCUUUAGAUGGUCCAACCAUCUUCACUUGGUUAGCUGUUGCAGUAGGAAUGUUGGCGCUUUUCGCUGCGGGAUGGUUACCCGAAAUAGGACCUGUGCCAUUCUUAAGAGCCCUAAGCCUCUUCUUCUUCCGGACUAUGACGAUUGUAAAAGGUGUCUUCAUCGCAUCAGUGGUGGCACAUGUUGCAGAAGGAAUGUAUGCUUGGUCUCUUGCUAAACGAGUCGACCCGGGCAAUGCUAUGGGUUGGUUCUGGCAAACCAGCGCUCUUGGGUUUUUCUCAUUGCGGUUUUUGUUGAAGAGAGCCAGGGAACACCAGGCUCUAAAUUAA
Molecule: messenger RNA, 1266 nt
Organism: Thlaspi arvense
Lineage: Eukaryota; Viridiplantae; Streptophyta; Magnoliopsida; Brassicales; Brassicaceae
Source: the annotation of a GenBank genome assembly